Messenger RNA from Heterobasidion irregulare TC 32-1, 748 nucleotides. RefSeq lists its product as uncharacterized. The coding region runs from base 50 to 613 and encodes 187 amino acids. The transcript has a single exon. The record is from RefSeq and is a predicted model, not a curated record. Lineage: Eukaryota; Fungi; Basidiomycota; Agaricomycetes; Russulales; Bondarzewiaceae.
CGCUGAUGAACCUCUUCCCAUCCCUCCUGCUACUAUUCGCCCUCAUAAUAUGCACGCACACGGUGCCAUCCCAUCACCCGACACCCUCUCACGCCGACUCACCGCUCUAUCUCCGCGAGUCAGUCGGCCUUCCUCCCCGCCAGGCUCGCGUCCAGAUUCAGCUUUUGCACAAAUGAUGUUGAGACAUGAUCCCGAGACAGUGUCUCCUAUAGGCAAGAUCUCUGCAAAUGAGAGUGUUGAAGAAGACGAUACCGAUACUCCUCCGCUGUCCACAGAAUCUACACCGCUGGAUGUGGCCGACAAAUUGCGCCUCGAUGUAUCGGUUGAGCUGGAAACAGAAGCAGAUGAUAAAGUGCUCUCUCCGCGGCCCAUCAAAUUGAACGGUGCUUCGUUCCUGCGACCACAGAGCGAGACGGAGGACGAAGCCUCAGAGUACGCGGAAACCUCUUCGGAUGCAUCGGAGGGGGCCGACGGCGUUAGGGAGGCAAUCAGAGGUGUAUUCCGGCUAUGGAUGACCUCGAAGCAGAAAAAUGCGCUGAAUUAUGGGAAGAGCAAUGGAACGGCAGGCGAAAGAGAGUUUUUGAGGAUCGUUCGAGAGGCUAUCGAAGAAUAAUCGUGGUGGAUGAAUGUCUUAUCAUCAGCAAGCGAUUCACAACAAAGUGAUAUUGAUUUUUGAGUCUAGCCAACAGCGUCGUAUAUCACAUCUGUAUUCCUUACCAAGUUCGCACUACUUAGCUAACCGUCAUCC